UGGGCGAGUUUGGAAGCGGUGCCCCGACAACGGCGUCGCGGCGGUGGACAAGGAAAUAGUGCCGAGACGGCGGCGGCGGCGUAUGAGAAGUUGGACGCGUGGAUGAGAGAUUCGGUGGUGGAGAUCGUCAAGAAUCUUAGAGAAGCGCCGCUGUUGGUCAAUGUGUACGGGAAGGGCAGUAGGGACGAGAAGCCAUGGAUUGAAACGGAGAAGGGGGUGGAGGAAGAGAAUUGGGAGGUGCUCAGGCGAAAAUGGGAGGGUGGGGUGGCGCCGUUUCCUGACGGCGUUAUCUUCGUUGAAGAACUCAUGGAUGAUGAUGAAGGUGAAGGUGACCGGAACAGGGACGGAGAUGGGAUCACGCGGGCAUGGGGGCUAGUGGUGCAGGGGAAAGGGGAGGAGUGUGGGCCAGCGUGUUACUUGUUGAAGACGAGUAAAGUAAAGGCCGGGUCGGGUUGUGGGCUGGGGAUGGGGUUGGGCUGUACUCAUUUCUGCUUGGUUCGGGUCAAUAGUUUCAGGGAGACGGCCCAAUCUCAGCUGAAGAAUUGCUGGCUAUUGCAGGCCCUGCAGGCCCAGGCCCAAUGAUACUCUAAAUCCAAACUCAAUUAAUUUGUAAAUCAAAAUACCAACUUAGAAGAGCACCAGAUUAAUUUGAUGCUCACUUAAAUCAUAUUAAUUCAUUCAUGGUGUACAGUACUGUAAUUGUACAACUCAUAACCAUGAUGAUAUAUGUACAUUGAGAAGGAAGCAUUUCACUGAAACACACAAGUGGAUCAAUUUUUUUAUUUCUUCCUUUCUCUGGAGUCUCUGACAUUUUCCUUUGUGUGAAGGAAUUUGCAUGAUGUACGUGGUGACUUGAGAAAUUUAUGAGUUUAUUUUUAUUUUAUUAGUUAA
Prunus mume (Japanese apricot) is the source of this 891-nucleotide messenger RNA. RefSeq lists its product as uncharacterized. NCBI's taxonomy places the organism in Eukaryota, Viridiplantae, Streptophyta, Magnoliopsida, Rosales, Rosaceae. The record is from RefSeq and is a predicted model, not a curated record.